CCGAAACUUCUGUGCCCCCUCCGGUGUGACAGUUGGAGCAGCGAGGGGCGCGUGGUGGGCCCGGCCGCCGUGCCGCCUCCAGCCCCCCUGCUUGUUCGCCACAUGGAGGCGGAGGAGGAGACGCGGAGGCAGAAACUGGAGGCCGGCAGGGCCAAGUUUACUUACUUCAGACAACGAAAAACAAAAAGCGACAUCACGCAGUCGCAGAAAAAGACGGCGAAGAGGAAGGGCUCGUCUGUCCACACACAUGACGUUCCGAAGGAAGAGUGCGCACUAGCGGCCCAAGAUGUUGGUAAGGGUAUAGAGGGUAAGGCUGAAGACACCAACCUACUAGAGACAACCACAGACACAGAGGGGUGUGCUGACUUUUCCAGCUGGGAUGUACUGAAUUAUCAUGCGGCUGAAAAAGAUUUGAUAAAUCCUGCUGCAGAAUACAGUGAGCUUGAUGCUAAGAUGUGUCAGAUGAGAACAGAUGAGUUAGAGAACAGACUUCUGGAGAAACAGGAAGAAGUUGAAAGACUCACUGCACAGAUGGAUGAGCUACAGAAAGAACUUACCCAGCACAGUGACUCUAUGCAAAGUCAGGAAACUACCGUUCAAGAGCAGAAUGAAGUCAUCAGGAAACUAACAAGCUGCCUUCAACAGGCAAAGCAGGAUCAGGAUGACCUACAGGAGGAGGCUUCACAUGUAGCUGCUCAGGUCCACGAUUUACAACUUCAGUUACAUCAGGUUAAUGAGAUGCUGAGGAGUAAAAGCCCUGGAAAAAACAAAGUAUUAGAAGCCCAGCAGCAGAUGUCCUUGUUUCAGAACCGUCUCAGAGAGCAAAAUGCACAUUUGGAGAUGCUGCAUCAGAAAGCACAUGACCUGGAAGUACAGCUUGAGUCUUCUCAAAAGAAUACCAAAGAUAAAGAAAAUCUGCUUGCCGAAAUGGAAGGGGAUAUGAAAGGUACAAUGCAACAGUUAUACAAAAGCAUAGAAGAAAAAGAACAACAUAUUAUAACUCUUCAAGGUCUACUGACAUCAGAAAGAUUUAGCUUGUAUAUACUACAACGUACCCUUUCUCUCCGGGACUCAGAAAUAACAGAAUUAAAAAAUAAAAUAGCUGUAUCCAAAAUGAAAGAGCAGCAACGUAUUGAAGAACUAAAAAUCAGUCAUGAGAAGGAUAUUUGCAGACGGCUGGAGAACUUGAGGGCUGAGCUGGAGAAGUGCAACAGAAGAGAGAUUGCAGAAGCCAAGCAGGUAUAUGAAGAACAACUAAUUUCAAAAUAUAAGAAUGAACUUGAACAGUUAAAAAAAGAACUCUAUGCUCUGAAUUCUGAAGAACACAUUCAGAACUUGAAUGGCAUAAUAAUUGACUUAAAUAAUAGUCUUCGCGAGUCUGAAACUAAUGAAGAAAAUUUGAGAAAGAAACUUGAAAACCAACGGGAAGACUUCCAGAGAGAAAAAUUUGAAAUUGAGACUAAAUACAAGGAUUUAAUUGAUGACCUUAAGUCUCAACUUUCUGAUGCAGAAGAGCAGGUCAAGGAAGCCCAGCGAUAUAAAAAAGAAAACCAGUCCUUGAAUGAAGAGAUUCAGAAACUGAAUUCUUUCAUCCAGGAAUUAAAUGAAAAGCAACUCUAUGAGGCUGAAAAAAGUAUAGAUGAAAGGCAAAAGCAUGAUGAAGAGAUUGUCUCCAAUAAAAAGCUAAUGAAAUUGAGGGAAAAACAGAUUUUACCAGAGGUAUUGCAGCUGCAGAGAGCAGAGCUUGAGGAGAUGUGGAAUAAACCACAUCAGUUGAAAGGUGAAGGCGAGCUAGUUCGUGAAGAACUGGAAUUCCAGCAUGACUUGGAAGUAGACUACUCAAGGGAUCAAUUAGAAGAAAUUAAGAAUGCAAAGAUCACAGAGAAUAAUGAAAGAGGUGAAGGAGAUAACCUGUCUGAGGAACACUUGUCAGAACUAGGGCUUUUCAGGGGUGAUGAAAGCAUACUGGCUAAAUAUCUCCUCUCUACAGAGAGACCAGAAGAGUCAUAUGUGUCCAGCACUUCUGAAGGUUGUCCCGUUGAAGAAGGUAGAUGCAGGAGGUAUGGGUUAGACAGUAGUGUUCUUCUAGAACCCAGCAGAGAUUUUAUAGCUCCUCCAUUAAACUUUGGCCUUGAUGAGGAAACGUGUCCUAGUGCUUUGGCUCAAGAGACUUUUGAAGAGACUGAGGUGGGAGCAGAGGCCUUUGUUUUGUUUUUGUCAGAUAACUCCCUGCAGCAAAACAAAGUAAGUGACCGUGAUGAUGUAAAGGAUGAUGAGACAACUUGUUCAGUAGAGAGAUGGGUGAAACUAACUCAGCAGCUCCAUGAGAAGGAGUCAGCCUUGAAGAAAUCUUAUCUGGAGACCCAAGAAGCUGUUGGAAAAUGGGAAAAAGUAAUGGCUGAGCUCUCUCACACACGUGUGGAACUGGAUGAGGAACGUGAAGCACGGAUCUCUUGUGAAAAAGAACUUCUUAAAAAAACAGAGAAGGAGAAGGAACUUGAAAGCAAAAUAAUGUUUCUGCUAAAGCAGCAGGGUGAGGAUGGAGGCCAUCCUUACUGUGCUGUAGAGCCUUUAACACAAGUGUCAAAAUCCUCUACCUGGCAUGAAAUGGUAAAAGACCUCCAGGAGGAAAGAGAAAUGUUGAUGGUGCAGCUGCGAACUCAGGAGCAAUUAGUGAAAGAUGUUCAAGAGCAGAAAACAGCUUCUGAUUCUGUAACAAGUGAAGUACAGUCUCUCUUUGGACGUCAGUUAGCUGCUUUGCAAAGUCAAAGGGAUCAAAUGCAAAGCCAGCUUGAUGCUCAGAAGGCUAAAAAUCAGACAAUAGCAGAGCUGCUUGAUCAGAAAACUGUAUCUGAAGAGACAUUGCUAAAAGAACAGGAGUUGCUCAAAGCUGAAAUCUAUAAUAAAGAACAAAAUUUAGCACUCUUAUUGAAGGAAAAAACAGCCUUAGAAGAAAGAUUAUCUGAUGUGGAGAAGGAUCUAAUAAAAACAGAAAAAGCGCUAGCAGAGAAUGCCAGCAUCAUUGAGGAUCUUGAAAAAAACAUACAUGAACUUAAUGCAGAAGUGAAAAACCUCAAAGAUAUACAGCAGUGUGAAAGACUGGGAUAUGAGGACAGACUAAACUUCAGCAACCUAGAAAUUCAUAAACUUAAUGAUGAAAUAAAGGCAAAAAGUACUGAAUACAGUGAGAAAAAAAGCCAAUUGACUGAAGAAAUUGCCCAUUUGAAGAAGUCUUGUUUGGAGCUUGAGACUCGCUUGCAGGAGUCCUUCCAGUCUGCACAAGCUGCCCAGGAGGCACAAUCCGAGAUGGUGAAACAGUACAAAGAGGAAAUUGAUAAAAUGGAGACUCAACACCUUGCCAAAUUAACUGAAGUGAGUUUGACGCACAAGAAAGAGAUAGAAGAAUUAAAUGCUGAAAUAAAAGAUAAAGUAAAAAACCAGCAGAAGUUGGAAGAAGAAAGGAAGGAACAGAUUGCUUUAAUAAAAAAGGUACAUGAACGAGAGCAUGAUCGUGAAAUCUCUGAACUGAUUACUAAACAUGAAGAGGAAAUGGAGAAGCUCCGUGCGGAACUAAAUAAAGAACAGCAGCACCUGUUGGAUGACCUUCGUCAGCAAAUGGCAGCCACACACAAAGCAGAGAUUGAACAAGCUCAGCUCCAGUUGCAGACACUGCACAGCCUUGAAUUGGAAACUUUACGCCUGAGCUUAAAUAACAUGCACACCUCCCAGCUUGAGCUUACACAGUCUAACUUGAGAAAAGAAAAGGAAACUGCCCUUGUGGAACUACGGGAGAUGCUCAAUGAUAAGCGUGCUCAAGAGGUAGCAAUUUUGCAAAGCCGCUAUCAGCUGGAGCAGGACAAGAUUAAAAAUCAGUGUCUGAAGGAAAAAGAAGACCUUAAGUCAAAUUAUCAGCAAGAACUAGUUGAUCAGAGAAAGAAAAUAGAAUUGGAAAUGGAAGAGACACAUAUCCAGGCAUUAGAGACUCUCAAAAGAGACUGGGAAUUGGAGUCUGAGAUGCGUUUGAAAAGCACGUGUGAAGAGCUGUCUGAAAAACAUCAGACUGAAAUGGUGGAACUGCAGAAAACUCUGGAAACGGAAUUAGAAAAAGUCAAAACAGAGCUGGGGAUUGUCUCUCUUGAGAAUGAACGGUCUAAAAUAAAAUGUAUAGAAUUGGAGAAGCAGCACCAGUUAGCCAUUACAAAAUUACAGGAACAGCUGCAGACUGAACAUAACCAACUCCUAGAAGAUAUGAAGAUGAAAAGCCAAGAAAAAGAACAGAGUCUUGAAAAGGAGCUGGAGAAACUUCAGGUCAUGUAUGAAGAACUCAAGACUCGAUCACAAGAAGAAAUGGGGCAGCUUUGGUCUCAGCUUGAUAGUACCCGAGCAAAUCGGCAAGAGCUAAGUGAGCUAAAAGAGCAGCUUCUGGCUCGUGCAUCACGAGUGGAAGAAAUAGAGCGUUUAAAACAAGAAUUUGAACAGCAAUGUCAGCAGAGAAAAAUUGAGCAUGAAACUGAAUUGGAACAAUUGAGACUUUAUUUUGAAGAGAAGUUAAGGGUUGCUGAAGAAAACUACAAUGAAGAAUUGAUGUUGCUGCAUCAGAGAUUGCAAGGACUGAAGGAAUAUUCACCCUCAGAGUUGGAAGUGAGUCAAGAUGAAGCAGCUGACAUCAGUUCUUCUGUUGCAGUUUUUGAAGAGACUGCUGAUAAAGAGAGAAGGGACACACUUGGUCAGCUAAAUCAACAACUGGAACAAUAUCAGGUACAGGUUCAAGAACAACACAGGCAUGAAUUAGAUUCCUUAAGGUCUUCCCUUACACUUCAAUAUAAGGAGGAUCUAAUGAAAAUGAAGAUGGAUCUGUCAGACAAAUAUGUAACAGAAAUUGAGGAAAUGAAAAGAAAGCAUUGUUUAGAACUUGAGCAGCUCCGUGCCCGACUUUCAGAAGAACAUAUUAAAGAAAUCACCAAACUGCACCUACAGAGUGCUCAAGACGCAGCACAUCAAGUUGAAAUGGAGGUGGCUGAGCGAGUGUCUGUGCUGGAGGAAGAACACAAAGCUAAGCUCUCUUUCCUUCACUCUGAGAAACAGUGUAUUGCAGAGCUUUUGGAAGAAAUAAAGCAUUUAAAGGGAGAGAUUACUAAACAAAAAGAUUUUUCUGAGCAGAAUGAAAAGCAUCUGAAAGAGGAAAUGGAAAAGGUAAAAUAUAAAAUUGCUGAGGAUCACAAGAAUAAAUUAAGAGAAGCCAGAGAAGAAAUCCAGAAAAUAGAGACUAUGUACAAAGAAAAAGAGAAGAAAUGGAAAUGUGAAAGUGAGGACCAGAGAACCCUAACAGAAGAGAAGUUAUCAUUGUUACGUAUAGAACUGCAAAAUAGAGCAGAAUGUGAGAAGCAGAAAUUACAAAAGGAGUUUGAACUUCGUGAAGCUGAAAUGAAUCAGCUUCAAGAUCACCAAGCUGCCAAAAUUCUAGAAUUGGAGAAGUUGGUAGAAGAGCAGCAAAAAAUUUUGCAGCAACUAGAGGACAGCCUUGCGUGUGCACAGAAAUCUCAGGAGCAAUGUGACAGUGACCUGCAGGCAGCCAGAGCGCUCAUGGCAAAAGAAAUGGAAAAGGCCACACUCUGUCUGCAGGAAGAAUGUACACUGAAACUUAUGGAAGCACAAAACAAGUUUAUGGAGGAACACAAAACUAUGACUCAGAAAUUCACAACUGAGCAAGAGACUCUUCUCCAAGAGCUGAAAAAGAAACAUGUCGAUGAGCUUGAACUCCAAAGUCAGCAGUUACAGGAGAAGCAUAAGCAACAAAUUUUGUCUCUUACAGCUGAGCUUCAGACAAAGCACCAAGCUGAAAUUGAGACCCUUAAAUCUACACUAGAAAGUAAACAGCAGAAUCAGCUAGAAGCUUGUGUUGCUGAACUACAGACAAAGCAUCAGGCACAAAUUGAUGAGCUGGAGUCUAAACACUUAUCAAAUCUGGAUUCCCUGGAGUCGUCCUACCUGUCUGAAAUUCAGAAUAUAAGGGAUGAACACAGUCAGGCUCUUGAGAAGCUACAGCUGCAGUACACAGAACAGCUCCGUGAAAAGGAUAAAAUGCAUCAAGCGCACUUGGUUGAGGAGAUAGAGAUGUUGAAAUUAAAGCAUGCUGAAGAACUUCACCUUUCCCAAAAUAAUUUGAAAAUUGAGCUAGCUACUGUUCAUAUGGAAAAACUUAAAGCCAUGGCUGUUGAAGCAGAAGAGGUUCAUAAGGAUGACUUAGACACAGCUCUUCAAAAUCAAAGGAGGUUGCUGGAAGAAGAAAAACAUCUGGCCCUGGAUAUAUUACGUGAGGAAGUAUUGCAUAUGGAAGAAAAGCAUAGAAAAGCACUUAAAGAACUUCAGGAUCUUCAUGAGGCAGAAAUUAAGAAACAUAAGGAAGAAUACUCCAGGGAGCUGGAAAAAGAACUGGGAAAACUAAAAGCACAGCAUGAAUAUGAGCAAGAGAUGUAUGCUUCUGCAUCGGCAUCUGAAGUAGAAACUGUGAGAACAGCUCUUCUGGCUCAAUUUGAGGGGGUAAAAUUGAAGCAGCAGCUUCAAUUCCAGGAAGAGAUUGAGCUGCUGAAGUGUCAGUCAGAGGUACUGCUUGAACAGCAGAUUGCACAGCUGAAGGACGAAUUUGAAGCUGAAAAAAAGGCAUCACUACACGACAAGGAGCACAUGUUGAUUCAAGAGAGGGAGAAGGCACAUGCUGCUCACCAAAAGGAGCAGGAGAUGUUAUCAGCCCAGCUGCAGGAAAAAGCAGCAGUAAUUAUCCAGCUGGAAAAGAAAGUGGAGACUUUAAACCGUGAAAUAGAGGAGACCAACUCUGACCUGGAGACACUCCUUCAGCGUCGGGAUAGAGAAAACCAAGAAGGAGGGAAUUUGGUAGCCAUGUUGAGAUCUGAUAUUGAGCAGUCCAAGGAUGAAAGGAAAAAACUGCAGGAAUCUUAUCAGCAUCUCUUGAAAUUGCUUACGGAGUUGGUGAAGGCUGUAAUAGCUAUUGAGGACCUUAUCUGUAGCAAGAUUGGUCUUUGCCUUGAUGACAGUCUGGCUUCUGGAGAUACUGGUGAAAGUCACAGUAUUAUGGAAGAAAUCGGAUUCAUGCAGUACUUCAAAGCCAAAGAAAAGCAUCACCUAGAAAAAGCUUGCUUGUUUUCAGUAGAUGAGCUGCUUGAUGAAACUCUCACAGAACACAACCAGCUAUCUCCAGUGCCUGACGAGAGGGCCGAGUUGAGCCAAUACUUAUGUGAAAGUGUUUUUGCAAAGCCAGAAUUGGCAUGUGAAAAUGAAGAAAUGAUUCUGAAAAUUUGUCAUCGUUUGCAAGCUGCAGUGGAGAAACUGCUGGAACUGGCUACAGAAUCAACUAAACAACUGGAGAAAAUGCAUGAAAACCAUGCACAAUUUGAAGAAGAAUUCAGCCGACGAAACCAGGAAACCGCCCAAGUGGUUAGUCAGCACCAGGAGCUAAUGGAGUGCCUCAGCGAGGAAAGCGAGGCCAAGAAUCAGCUGGCAUUACAGCUUCAUAAAGCAGAAGGCAUUAUCGAAGGCUAUGUUGCAGAAAAAGCUGCAUUGGAAGAGGCCUUGAAUCUGAAAGAGGAAUCUGAACGACGCCUUGUUGUGGAGCUGGAGAAUAUGCGUGAACGCUUCCAGGAGCUAACCCAAGAGCAAGCAAUUCUUGGUCUACUCAAGGAAGUAGAACUUUUAGCAAAGGAGAAAUUAGAGCUUCAAUGUCAGGCAGAAAAGGACCAUUCCAACUUACGCUCUCAAAUGAAAGUUUUGGAGGUGGAACUGGAAGAACAGCUGCAUAGUAAUCAAGACCUAGCUACACAAUUACUGGAGGUUGCUGAAUUAAAACAGCAAGUUCAAGUUCUUGAAAAACAACUUAAAAAACAGCGGCAAUUCAUGGAUGAACAAGCUAUAGAAAGGGAACAUGAACGUGAUGAUUUUCAGCAGGAAAUUCAGAAACUGGAAGAACAGUUAAAACUUUCGGCAAAAUCGCAGACUUCAGGAGAGCCCAGAGAGUGCAGGAACUAUGAAUUGAUUCUACAGGUAGAAUCCUUGCAAGCGGAAAUAAAAGGGAAGAUGGAUGAUUACAAUAAGCUGUUAUUAGAAAAGGAGCAAAAACAUCAAGAAAUUGCAACUCGUGAUAAAGAGAUAGAAAAACUGGUGGCACAGAUACGAGAACUGGAGCACAGCAGUACUGAAGUCUCAAAGACUGUACACUACUUGGAACAACAACUGCAAAAAAUGAAGAAAGCGGAAACCGAAUUGAAACAAGAUAAAGAGGCAUUACAACAGCAACAGUACAAUAACCUCAUUCAGAUCUCUGCUCUACAGUCUAAAUUGGAUGAAGCGAGGCACAGAGUACCAGCAGACGGCAGUCCUGCCCCAGUGCUAAAGGAGCAGUUACAAGCAGAGCAGGAGGCACUUCAGGCAAAGGAGAGAGAGAUUGCAAGCUUGUUAGACCAACUACAACAAUAUAAAGAUAAUUUGAUCAGUAAAAACGAGGAGAUAUUGCAGCUGAACUUGCAGUUAGAGAUGCAAAAAAACCUUAGUACUUCCAGCAUCAGCCAGCUUCAGUUAGAGAAUGCACACUUGAAGGAGGACCUAACAAAACUUCAUGUGAAGCAAAAUCAGGACCUGAGUAUUAGUGAUUCCUCAUCCUUGUCGUUCCCACAAGCCCUACUUAAAGAAAAGAAUCAAGAAAUCGAUCACUUGAAUGAGCAGAUGAAGAGGCUUCAGCGUAAGCUAGAGAAUACUCUGGAGAAUAAAGUUAUGGAAGACCAAAAAUCUGAAAUUGAAGAACUCAGAUCACUUGUUGAGCACCUUCGGGGUGACCAGGAAAGGCUGCAUAAGGACAAAGAAGAAGAGGUAGAGCAACUCCAUGGAGUAAUUGAGAAGCUUCAAAAAGAGCUGGCACAAUUUGGACCAGUAUGUCAUGAAGUUAGUGACAACCAAGAUCAAUUUGUAUUGGGAAAGCCAGUGGAAAACCUUCAGAAUGAGUUGAGGAAGGGACUGAUAGAUUGUCAGGGUGAUAGUGAUCCAAACGGAAAAAAUACGUUGCUACUCUCCAAAGUGAGAGAACUUCAGGAGGAACUAGAGGUUGUCUCCACUGCUAGAGAAGCUCUUCAGCAGCAACUGGAAGAGAAGGAAUCACAGUUCAAAAUGGAAGUGGAAAUUUUGGAGAAAAAAUGCCAAAAAUUACGAGAGUCAUCAGAGCAGCAUGUUGCAGAGCUAACCUCUCUGAGAACACAGUACGAUGCACUUCAGGAAGAGUACAGCCUUUUCCGAACACAUUUUUCUCAGAGAGAGGUUGAAGCAAGGAUGACAUUUUCUCAUGUUCAAGAACUUGAAGAUACUGUGAGAGAAAGGGAAGAAAAUCCUCUAGAGAAAGACAGGCAAAUGAAGAGAAUGGCGGAUCAAAAAGAAGCUGCCACAACCAAGCUGCAGUACUUAACAAAAGAGGCAGCAGAGCUUCAAACCGAGUUGGAAAAGAGAGAUGCAAGUCAGGCUCAAGAUGUUUGUACACUUCAGUUAGAAGUUUCUAGACUUGAUUUCCAGGUGCAAACACUGAAUCAGAGAGAAGUAGCUUAUCAGAAAGAAAUCAAUGAACUGCAAGGUAGCACUGCAAAACUGAAAGAUCAAAUUGAGGCAUAUGUGAAAGAGCUUGAAGCCUUACAAUUGGAAAGAGGUGAACUUAUUUCACAGUUGCAGUUGUACAAGCCAAAGGAGCAACAUGAUCACGAAGAGACUAACUUUCUCAAGCCGUUCUGCCAGGGAGAAAGAAAAGGCGAAGCCCUUAAAAAAGGCAUGGAGGAAUUGGAAGAACUGGAAGCAAAUAUUGAUAAGUCAUUUGCAGUACUGGCUUCCCCUACUGAUAAACCGGGAAAAGAUGAAGUUAUGUUUGACUUGACGACUUGCAAUAAAAAUCCAAAACCUCAGAUUAAGCGAUUACAAGAAAAUAUCUUGACUCAGGAAUUGGAUGUGAUCAACAAGUCUGAAGAGGAGCAAAAUUUGAAAAAGCAUUGCCAGCAAACGUUGGAAAUUCAUCAAACUCCCAAUUCUCCAAAACACAAUUUGAACAUAGGCAAAGACACUUCAAAAGACUCUCAGAAUUUCAUUGCAGGUAUGGCUUUAUGGGGCUCGCCUGAGAUUGUGAGGAAGCAAGAUAUAAGCAUGGAGCUUCAACCAGUGCUUCAUCUGACGCCCUUUUCGGAAGUUGAAAGCACAGAUUUUGAAAUGAUGCACUCCAGGUCAUCCAUGCAAGAAGAUAAUUCUCUAUUGCUGGGAUAUUCUAACCUGUAUGAAAAUGGCAGUGAGGAGGCAGCAGUGGGAGUAGACAGAAAAUCUCCAGCUUCCUCUGAAAGUACCUAUUCUGAUGACCAAGAUAUGGAGAAGAAGAUUUUUCAGAUGAGAGAAGCUGAUAAUCUAACUUUAACCCCUUCUGAUUUACAAGAUGAUGUAAGAUCAAGACCAUCUGCUGUAGAUGCAAUGAGCGAUGGAUAUGGCAGCAAUACCAGCUCAAAUUUGGCAGCUAAACUAAUGCAGGAGCUACAAACGUCAGACCACCUAGAUGCUAGUUCCAUGGCUUAUCUGCAGUACCGCGGAAUGUUUCCAGAUAUUAUGCAAUCAAUGAAAGAAAAGGAAAUACUUUCACCACAGCUGAAGACUGUGCUGAAGAUGGUAUAUGAGGAGAGCCGCAAGAUAUUGGCUUUGUCAGAACAUCCCGUUGGUUUUAGGGAGCUGAAAAAUGUUCAUGAUACCAGAGCGGUGAUGGAGGGAUGGCAGAAGGAGGGCUUAACCUUGUUGGAUGCUAUACAGUCACUGAAAGAUUACGUUAGCAAGGUGGCAGAUAGAGGAGACAAGGAACAUUCAGGUAUUGCUGCUGACUGGAGAGGAGAACUCCUGCAAGCGGUACAGAGCAUGUUUGAGAAGGAGAGAAAUGUGUUGCAAAUUGACUUGAAGUCUCACUUCUCCAAUCAUGAGUCUGGUGAUGACGGUUCGUUAGUGGAAAAACUGGAGUAUAUCAUGAAACAACAAGAGGAACAGAAGCAGAUGGUUGUAGAGCACUUUUUCUCCUCAGACCGGAAUAGCUUGCUCUCUGAAAUACAGGAUCUCCGAGCUCAGUUGCGCAUGACACAUCUUCAGAACCAGGAGAAGCUACAGCAGUUACAGGAAACCCUUACCAAUGCGGAAGAUCAUGGGAGCAAACAAGAGCACUGCCUUCGGAGGAAAGUUGAAUUAUUAGAAUAUAAGCUUCAGCAGGAAAAAUCUAUUGUAAGUGACUUGCACAGCACCCUGUCUGAGGAGCAGAAGAGAGCCUCUGAAACAUAUGAUCUCUUGAAUCAAGAAAAAGCAGCCCUGAAAUUAGAGCUUUAUGAAAGUAAGCAAGAGAAUGAAAGACUGCAGAAAUCCCUAGAAGAGCUUCAGAGGGAGAUAAACCAGUUACGUUUUGCAUUGGAAAAAAACCAAAAGGAUUUGACAGCUGCCCUUGAAGACUUGCAGACAGAACAUCUGAAGGAAACAGAGCUACGAGGUUUGUUUGAGGAACAACAGCUUCAGCAUAAGAAAGCAGAAGAUGAAAAGACAAAGGCCUUGGAGGAGCUGCAGGCUGCCUUGGACUUGCAGUCAGUGCAGAAUAGCCAACUGGCUGUAUCCUUGGAACACGAGCAAACAGUUAACGAUAAUCUCCGCAAGGAACUUCAGAUUGAGCACUCCCGCUGUGAAGCAUUGCUGUCCCAGGAACAGACCAAACUGUCGGAGCUACAGAGAGCUUUGGAUGCUGAGAAAAAUCGUUCGUUGGAGCUCCUGAACUCCUUGAAUCAUGAACGCAUUUUGACGGAACAGUUGAGCAUGAGAGUGAAAGAAGGUGCUUCUUGCCAGCACAGGGAAUUGCUGCUGGAACAAGCCUUUGUUCGAGAACUCCAAGCCCAGCUGGAAGAAGAGAGGUGCAGAACUAUGGAGCUAGCUGCUAUUAUUGAGAAAACACACCAGAAGGCCAUUCGUUCCAAAAGGAAGCUAGAAGCUGAAGUACAGAUGUGCUGCGAAGAAACCCAGAAGGAGAGAGAGGCCAGCGACAAAUUACGAGCUGCACUGGAAUCUCUUCAGGGUCAAAAGCGAGAGGUAAUCCGUUCCUUAGAAGCCCAGAAGGAAAGAGAGGUGAAGCUGAAAGCUGACUGGGAACAACUGCAGGUGCUCUUCAAGAUGAUGAAAGAGCAAGAUAAAAACAAGAAAGAGGAGAGAGAGAGAGAGCAAAGACAGCAGCAACAAAGAGAGCUAGAGAAACAGAAGGACUGGCAGAGAGCUCAAGAGAGACUGCAAAACUUGGAACGGCAACACCAGAGAGAUGAACAAAGAAUUAAAGAGCUGCAGGAAUUACUGGCAAUAUUAGAAGAAAGAGAAAGAAAUCUCCCAUCUCCAAACUGUCAACAAGAACUAUUGCGUACCUUAAACAAAGAUCAAAAUGCCGAACAGGCCACAACAAAAGAAACUGAAAAAUCACAUUUGCAACAGCAGCAACAGCAGCUAGAAAAGAUAAGACAGCAAUUGCUUUUUGUGGCUGUGCAGCUGAAUGCGUUCAUAUAUAAAACUGUAAAUAAAACCGUUAAUGACUGGUCUGCAUCAAAUGAUGAAGCUAUAGCCUCUUUACUGCAGACAUUAAAGGAACUAAAGUCAGGUUUAUUGUCUCCUCUUGCAUCUCAGACCAGAUCCGUGGAUGACACGGAGUCUGUUCGAGAACUGGAACGAGACGCUUGGCAGCUAGAGAGGGACAUGGUGCAGAACGCACUGCAACAGGCCGAGUCUGAACUGGCUAAAGCCACCCUUGAAACUGAAAACAAACCAGGGGCAGAAGCUUCUAGUUCUAAGUUGCAGAGACUAUAUAGGAAGUACCUUAGAGCAGAGAGCUUUAGAAAGGCUCUAGUUUAUCAGAAGAAAUACCUCUUGCUGCUUCUUGGUGGAUUUCAGGACUGUGAGCAAACAACCCUCUCUCUAAUAGCACGUAUGGGAUUCUACCCCUCACCUGCAGACCUGCAGCUUUCUGGAUCACGUUCCCGUCCUUUUACCAAGUUCAGAUGUGCAGUCAGGGCAAUCGUCGCAGUAUCAAGGUUAAAGUUUUUGGUGAAAAAAUGGAACAAAGUUAGCAGGAAGAGCGCACAGGGUGAAACCAUUUCUCACAGCAUAGGAGGUCAUACAGCGUCUGGCACCAGAACAGAAAUUCCAAAAGAGCAGCAGCCCCCAUCUGUUGACGUCAGCUCUCCCCCAACCCGGGACACUGGGAUGUGCCGCAGAACCAGCUCUGCGAGAUUUGUGAGCCACUCCCCCAGAUCCUCUUACUGCUUACACAACAGAUUGCAUCCACCCACAAGUUCAGCUUCAGAAAAGUCACUUGUGCCUACUCAGGAUCCUGAACGAUCACUGACGGAAUAUAUCCAUCGCUUAGAGGUUAUCCAGCAAAGACUAGGGGGUGUGCAGCCAGGUCAAGUUCCAGGCCCGCCUCACCAGAGAAACAUGAAAAAGUGAUAAGAACGCUUCUGAAAGCUGUACUGUGAACCUCCCUGAGUUAUUGCUUCCGAGUUAGUCCAUGCUGAAUGGAGGCAGUUGUGGUCUCUUCUGCAACUGAAUAAUGGGCAGUGCUUUUGCAUCAGAUUUUUAUAUGACUUUUUAUUACAUUUUAGUACUUCAAAAGGAAAUUACUUUUCACCAAGAACAAUGUUUUACAUUCUCAUGUGAAAUUACUACUACGUUAACAGCUGAAGUGUGCCUGCAUCACUGUAUUGUAACUUGCACAGUGUCCCUUUGGUGUUUAUUUUUCUAUAGUGUAUAGUUGAAUUCCUUGUAAAAAAAGUUAUUAAAAUGGCAUUUUAUU
Chroicocephalus ridibundus (black-headed gull) is the source of this 13873-nucleotide messenger RNA. It is a transcript of the gene PCNT, whose product is annotated as pericentrin. The transcript has 53 exons. Lineage: Eukaryota; Metazoa; Chordata; Aves; Charadriiformes; Laridae. Gene Ontology annotation, molecular function: molecular adaptor activity; DNA binding. The record is from RefSeq and is a predicted model, not a curated record. The coding region runs from base 103 to 13527 and encodes 4474 amino acids. Gene Ontology annotation, biological process: signal transduction.